Molecule: messenger RNA, 5937 nt
Organism: Leishmania braziliensis MHOM/BR/75/M2904
Lineage: Eukaryota; Euglenozoa; Kinetoplastea; Trypanosomatida; Trypanosomatidae
Product: putative protein kinase
Exons: 1
Coding region: 1-5937 (1978 amino acids)
Biological process (GO): MAPK cascade; protein phosphorylation
Molecular function (GO): ATP binding; MAP kinase kinase activity
Source: RefSeq, a predicted model, not a curated record
AUGCACGAGAACCGCCGCCUUUCCGCGCCACCCGGCGCCCGCCAUGAUUUGCUGUCUUCUAGUACUGGUGCAUUGUCAUCCACGGUUACUUUCUCGUACGUUGCAGCGAGAACAGCGCACGGUAGUCAGGAUGACCGACCAUCAAAGGAUGCGGCACCCACAACAGUAGCGGUGCCGUUAAUGGUGGGCUCCAGGAUGAUGGACGCUGCCGUUUCGCCUUCCGACCAGCGGUGCUGGUCGCCCUCAGUCUUCGACGCCACAUCGUUUUCAUUUUGCUCUGCGUCACCGCGCCCCUUGUUGGCGGCGCAGGUAGCUGCUUCCAUCGAAGUCCCUAGCCACCCAGGCGCCGAAGAAGAGCUUCAGACCCUUAAGCCCCGCGUUGACGCGACCUCUCCUUCCAUUUCAAUUAUCGACACAGGCUGCGAUACCGGCGCGGAGGACAUGUUGUCGCCUUCCGUAAGUGUUGGUGAACACAGCUUUGAAGCUGGUCGUUCGGCGCUCAAGCGAAGCAAGUCGGAGGCCUCGUUUACUGGGGUGGCCUCGACGGCGCCGGGGUUCAAAGCUGGCGCACCUGCUUCCAUGUCGUCUGCAAACCACAGUGCGCUGAGUGGCUGGAGUCACCUGCACAUCCCGAGUACUCGGCUUGGAAAGGUGAGCGAUGUGGGGUGGACGGCCCCCGUCUCCAAUGCCAGGGACCGCCCCCUCCCUGCCAAUGGGUUGCAAAGUGGUCCGGCCAGCUGGAUCGCUGCCUGCGCCAGCCACCGCGCUAGCAGCAACGCAAACGAGGAGGGCUGUUUCGAGGGCACAAAGACAGUGGCCGGUGCCCUCGGUGACGUGGCACCUUUUGUGCUUCAUGCGCGCAGUGCCGACCACAUCCACAGCUCGUUGCCACCGCAGUCUAGCAGGGGCACGUCGCGGCCGCUGAUUCGCUUGCCAUCGAAAAUGCGUUCUGGUUCCCACGUCCCAAGUCAGCAUCACUACACCUCUGGCUCUUCCUUCAGCAUGCGGCAGCCGUCGUCGUACAGGCGUGGUGCGAUCGCGACGCGACCCAAGCGGUGGACUUGCCGGGUGCCCGUCUCUGUGGCCGUUGUGAUGAGUACAGUCAUUUCUGUCAUUCUCGUUGCUGUCCUCACCGUGGUGCCUUUCAACACCGCCUCUGUCCAGUCGGCUGAGUACGUGAUGUCGACGCUCAGCCUCUCCCUGGCCUCUUCCUACACGCGGGCAAUAGAGGCGAGCAUGCUAUUUUUGCCGAACGCGAUUCGCACCUACUCGUUUGCAUACAUGAGUUCGUCGGACGCGCAGUCAUGGAACUGGACUGCCGCCGACAUGCCGCAAGCGAUGCGGCAGAUGUGUCGCACAGUCGCCGGAACCAAGCGCAACCCGACCUCCUUCUUACUCUACAUGUCGUUGAGCAGCCCCUACACGGGGUACAGCGCGUACUGCUCCCAGCAGUACGACGACUACCUGAUCGGCAACUACAUAGUAGACAAUUCGUCUCAGCCGCGCUACUUGGUGAACGGUACUACGUACAACUACGCUGAGCCCCUCACCGCGUACCCAGCCGUGCAAUCAAUGACGCCCUGGGAAUACAUGGUUGAUUUUGGAGGGCUGGAGAACACGUGGCAUAAGGUCGUCGUGCCGUGGUACGCGGAGUACCAGACGGCCUAUCAGGCAGGAUCCGCUGUAGAGUCUGCUGCGGCCUACGAGGCUGCUCCUGACCGUGAUGGCCCCUUCUUCCCAGCACCAAAGCCCACUCUUGGUGGCAUUCUCAUGUACCCAAACGGGUACUGGCGCAUCUUCACCACCAACAACGUAAGCGUCAUAACGUACACGUAUCCGUUCGUCGACUACGCCGGGAAUCCCGCCUCCAUCAUGGGUGCCCUACAGGCAGACGGCUUCAACGCCCUGCACCCGAGCGGGCUCAUUGCCACAAGCAGCACUGCUCGCGUCAUGGUAGUCGACACGUUAAGCGGUCUUGUCUUUAUUACAUCCUGGGGACAGAGUACGACGGUGCGGCUGGAUAACUGGAAAACGCCGUCCAACUGUAUGCCUGACGACGGCGGCGGCAGGAGGGCUGUGUAUCUGGAGGACAUCGCAGAUCCACUCAUGAUCGCUGCUGUGAGGAGCACUGGAGGUCGGCAAGGCAUCGACGACAUCUCGUCAGAGAUGGAUCGGUGGAUGGGUCAGUUCACUGUGAACGGCACUGAAAACCUUGUAGUGGUCAGUCGCGUCGCCCUCUCCUCUAAUUACUCCAACAUGAACCUCGUCGUCAUGUACGUGGUGUGCAAGGGCGAGUAUGUCUACUACAUUAAUCAAGUGCAACGCACCGCCAUCAUCUCCGUUGUGUUGGUGCUGGCUGUUAUCGUACUGCUCGAGAUCGCUCUCCUGUACUUGCUCGUACAACCGGUACGCGGGGUGGCAGCCGGACUCCGUGCGGCGGCGGAGCUGCGCGACGGCAGCGAGUGCAUAGACAACGUCACUUCUAUGAUCAAAGAGGUGGCAGAAAUGCAGCACGACUUCUGUAUUAUGAACUCAAAGUUAAUGCAGAUGAAGAAGUUUCUCCCGCAGGGUAUGCUCGGGCGCCAGACCGUCUACUCAAACACAAACGACACCAGUGAUACCGACUUGUCUGCUCUCCCCACCUCGGCGCCACACGAGCAGGAAGGUGGCGGCAUGUGGGAAAGUGUUGACGGCUGCGAUGGAUAUGCUGAACCAGAAGACGGGCUUGACGACGACGGCAACAGCGACGUUGGUGCGGCCCAACGCGGCUGCAAGAACAACGAGGACAAACUGGGAGGCAUGAUGAGCGUAAAUAAGACAGGCCAGCAGCGACGGCGGUGGGGCUGCGACCAGCCGGUAACGACGAUGACAAAUUUAGUUCUGAAUGAUCGCGUGCUCCUCGAGGAGGUGAAUCGCUUUCGUCGGCGCUACUGCAGCACCAUCGUUUUCUGCAUGCACUUGAUGGAGUCUGAGAUGAGCGUAAAGUUCUUGAACACGAACUGCAUCUACUUCACAGAGGGUGUGCUUCCAUGCGUUUUGCGCUACGGCGGCGUAGUGGAGCUGCAGAGGCCGGACUACAUCGUUGUCAGCUUCAGCGCACACAACAAGGUUGCACUGCAUCAGAACCGAGCCGCCAUGUGCGCGCUGGAGGUGAUGCAUGUGCUGAACACCAUCACCCCCAUCGGCCCACGUGUGGGGUGUAUGAUCGACGCAAGCGAGUACUACGUCGGCACCUGCGGCGCGGCGGACCGUAACGCGCUUGUCACCUUCAGCCACAGUCUAGUGGCGAAGGACGACCUCAUUCGUGUUCUCAAGUCUGUGCAGACGCAGAUCAUUCUCACGCAGCGACUCGCUUCCACACUGGAAAGCUCGAUGCUCGUCAUGCCGGUAGAUUGCAUGGUGCUGAACCCGAUUGGUAAGAAGGAGCUCAUCCUGUACGAGCUGCGAGGGCACGUCCGCAUGCUGCCGCCGAAGGUGUCUGUAGUGAUGGUGCGCCAGGUCAUCCGCGCCGUACGCAUGGGCUUCACUCAUAUGCUCAAGGGCGACUAUGUGAGGGGACUUGAGAUGCUGGAGCCCUACGAGACAAUGGAGUUGCAGGCGGCCCGUCUUGGCUUCAUGUGCAGAGCCUUUGUUGCUCACCACAUCCACCGCCCCUUUGUGCGGUCCAUCACACGCCUCACCUUUUCUGAGGCAAACUUUGCAGGCUAUAACGAGAGCUGCUUCCCAAAGUUGGGCGAGCCGCCCGCGAGCGGCACCUCCCUCGGCGCUCGCAGAAGCCAAAGUGUCACUGACGGUUCCAUGGAGGUCGCGAAUCCACUCACCACCUGCGGUGGGGCCGGCGGCAACACCGCAUUGUUUGCGUUUUCGCCCUUCAGCAAAGACCUCGAUCCAACGACGCUUCUGACAACGCCGCCGACGCCGCGCUGGGUUUUAGGGGCUGCCUUGAGCCCUUUCUCGUUGAACAAGGAAGACUUACCGAAAACUAAUGAGAGGGGCGUGGCAGACAAUGCCGCGUCGGUCGCCACACGCGCCAACGGAGGCUGCACGACAGAGUGCAAGAGCAGCGGUACCGCUAAGGUGGAGUCUGUCCAGAUUGAGCUGGAGGGAGGGGCUGCGAGCUGCGCUAGCGUGGAUAAAGGUGAGACGGCGCUCUUCGAGAUAUUCGUGGAGGAUCAGCCCGACGACGAUAUGGCUGACGGAGAGAUCAGUGUUGGCAGAACCGGCUACUACAGUCCUUGUGACAGGUCCACGAUCAGUGACUGCGGGGCUGGGGCGCUGCAGACGGAGAAUCGGACCUCAGCCGCAAUGGGCAUAAACGGCACGACGCGCUGCCACCACAAAUGCGGGCUGCCUCUCUUCUUCAGCGACUACGAGGGCAAUGCAUGGCGCCGCUCCUACGAUGUGCUGGGCACUGGCGCCUUCUCCACCGUGUACCGCGGCUUAUCCAUGACAGGCAACCUUGUCGCGCUCAAAUGCUUUCGACUUGGCGCCAGAAACAUCGAAGUUAACGCCAUCGUCGAUGAGGUGCGGCUUUUUGCAAACCUACAUCACGAGAACGUUGUGCAGUACCUCAGCUUGUAUGUGUCGGAGGCGUACGUGAUCGAGAUUAUGGAGUUUGUGCCGGGCGGCUCCCUUCAUACACUGCUGAAAAGCUUUGGCUCUCUUCAGCCAGAGUCAGUGCGACGCUACCUACGAGAUAUCGCGCGUGGUUUGAGCUAUCUGCACGCAGCGAACAUCGUGCACUGCGACAUCAAGCCACACAACGUCCUUCUCGCCAUGGACGGACAGUGCAAGCUGAGCGACUUUGGGUCCGCCAUUGCCCGGGCGACCUCCUCCAUAGGCAAGAUUGACGACGUCAUUGAGAUGCGCGGUGCACCCGGCUACAUGGCGCCAGAGGUGGCACGCGGCGAUGUGUCGACGAUGAAGAGCGACGUGUACUCGCUAGGAAUCACCAUUUUAGAGCUUCUCACCGGAAAGCUGCCUUGGGACUAUGCCGAUGCUUUCGCUCCGAGACUGUCCGGAAAACUGACGCAACGCAAGAACGCCGCCGAGCACGUGUUGCAGCUGCGGACGUGCCUCGAGUUUCCUCCUGGUGGCACAUCGGUCAUGGACGGAGUUGCCGCACAAGCGGGGGCGAGUUUGUCAAGAGAGGAGUUAAACACGGGCUUUGGUGACACUCAGGCUCCUUUGGGUGGGCCCAUGACGGAUAGCCGCUCCUCUGCUGUGACGAUGCCGUCAAACUCAAGCCGCACAGGCCCGGCCGCUUCCAUAGGCACGACGGUGCACAGCCUUGGCAGUGGUCUGCUCUCCACAAAAAAUAACAACGGCGUGGGGGUGCUCGGCUUUGGUUGCUCGGUGUUUAGCACUAACAACACCGACCCCGCUGGAGGGAGCCCUUACCCGCCCCCAGAAGCACUGACAUGCACACCAGGGGAGGGAGGCUCUGAGGCUGUCACCUUCAUGAGGGCCACCACCGCGUCGGUUCCCUCUUGUUUCCACCCCAGCAGCGCGAAUUGCGCGUCUCUCGCGAAUUUUGCCGUUGUGGAGGAUGCAGCAGCUGAAACACUCAAUGAGGGCAGUAUUGCUAUGCUUCUCUCUGAUGCCCAGCUACGUCCCCUUGAGGUCAACCAGAGCCGAAUGCAGCGUCAAGGCAUCGCGGUCCUGCCGUCCUCUACCCCUUGGCGCGCCUCCGAUAUGAUGUUGUCUUCGCCCUCCCAGAACCCGUGCUCCGCCAUGUCUCUGCAACACCGACCCAUUGAACAGGUUCUUCAAAGUUCCGCCCAGCUUAUUGUGUACAUUGGCCGCGGGGUAGUGGUGCCGCACAUCCCCGAUACGCUGGAUGAGGACGUGAUAGAUUUCCUGGAGCUGUGUCUAAAGCCUGACCCAGCGGAGCGUUCCUCCGUGUCGGAGCUAAUGCUUCACCCAUGGCUGAUGUAA